AUGAGUACCCAAACCGAGGUAAUGACCAGAGGGGAUGGCCGUACGAACGCACAGAUGCGACCACUGGAGAGUGAGCAGUCACCACUAAACAGAGCAGACGGGUCUUCAAGGUUUUCACACGGAGAUACUAGUGUAUUAGUAGGUAUAUACGGGCCUGUAGAUGUAGCUAUACACAAAGAACAAAUAGAUAGAACAACUAUAGAGGUGAAUGUACGGGCUAAAGGCAUUCCUGGUAUUUCAGAGAGGGCGUGGGAAGUAAAGUUAAGGAGUGUGAUCGAGAGUUUGGUGCUAGGAAGUGGAUUCCCUCGAACAAGUAUAGUCAUCUCCGUGCAGGCAUGA
This is a messenger RNA of Sphaeroforma arctica JP610, 339 nucleotides long. RefSeq lists its product as hypothetical. Bases 1 to 339 code for a protein of 112 amino acids. The record is from RefSeq and is a predicted model, not a curated record. Lineage: Eukaryota; Ichthyosporea; Ichthyophonida. Gene Ontology annotation, cellular component: cytoplasmic exosome (RNase complex); nuclear exosome (RNase complex); nucleolus. Gene Ontology annotation, biological process: nuclear mRNA surveillance; rRNA catabolic process; poly(A)-dependent snoRNA 3'-end processing. The transcript has a single exon.